Molecule: messenger RNA, 1696 nt
Organism: Rhododendron vialii
Lineage: Eukaryota; Viridiplantae; Streptophyta; Magnoliopsida; Ericales; Ericaceae
Product: AT-hook motif nuclear-localized protein 19
Exons: 1
Coding region: 620-1495 (291 amino acids)
Cellular component (GO): nucleus
Molecular function (GO): minor groove of adenine-thymine-rich DNA binding; DNA-binding transcription factor activity
Source: RefSeq, a predicted model, not a curated record
UCUCUCUCUCUCUAUCUCUUUACCUGAACGUAGAGAGAGAAACAAAGACCUUUUUUUAGUGAGAGGAAACCGAACCCAGCGCCUUUGACACUCACUCCCCUCCUCGCCAAAACCUAAGGAAAGAGAGAAACAAACAAAGAGAAAAGGGAAAAAUCUCUCUUAUCAAGCUUUCUACUUGUUAUAGUAUCAGUUUAUUUGCACUUCCAAAGUGUCUCUAUCCUCAGCUUCUUCUUACACUUUUUCUCUCUCUAAACUAUCCAUGUCUCAUGUAGUAUCUGUGUGUUUUCUGGUUUAGAUCAUCCUUGUGUUCUUGGUCAACUGCCUCAUCUUUCUCUCUCAACAAACCAAAGUACCAAACCCUCCCUUCUUUUAAUACCCUUUUUUUUUUUGUGUCCUAGAGAUUCUUCAGAUAAUACCCAAUUCAAUUCAGAUCUAUCUGAGCUGAAACCAACUGCUAUGAGUUUUGUCUCGAAUUCUACUCGAAUUUUUAGCUAUGAGAAAGCGUUGACUACUGCUUUCUUAUCUUUCAUAGUUUGAAUUUUCUUUGUUGAAUCAUUUGACUUCAGGCUGAACCACGUAAAUUUUUGUGUCUUAACUCUCAAUCUCUUGAGUUCGGAACAUGUCGAACCGGUGGUGGACCGGGCAGGCGGGUUUGUCCGGGAUGGACCCUUCGUCGGCGGGCAUGAAGAAACCGGAUCUUGGGAUAUCCAUGAACGAGAACAGCAGCGGCGGAGGCGGCGAUCAGGAAGAGGACGAGAGGGAGAACAGCGACGAGCCGAGAGAGGGCGCGAUCGAGGUCGCCACCGGCGGGCGGCGACCGCGCGGCCGCCCUCCCGGGUCUAAGAACAAGCCGAAGCCGCCGAUUUUCGUGACCCGGGACAGCCCCAACGCGCUCCGCAGCCACGUCAUGGAGGUGGCUAGCGGAUCGGACGUGGCCGAAAGCAUCGCGAACUUCGCAAGGAGAAGGCAGAGAGGUGUUUGUGUGCUGAGUGCAAGUGGCACGGUGACCAACGUAACCCUAAGGAACCCCUCCUCGACGGGUGCGGUCAUGGCUUUACACGGCCGGUUCGAGAUUCUCUCUCUAACCGGCUCGUUUCUGCCAGGGCCCGCCCCGCCUGGAUCGACCGGGUUGACCAUAUACCUGGCCGGCGGGCAGGGACAGGUGGUGGGCGGAAGCGUCGUGGGUCCGCUGAUCGCAGCUGGACCGGUCAUGGUGAUCGCGGCGACAUUUUCCAACGCUACGUACGAGAGGCUGCCGUUGGAGGAGGAGGAGGAAGGGAGUGGAGGAGGAGGAGGACAGGGGCAGGUCGGUGGCGGUUCGCCGCCGGGGAUGGGAAGCGGCGGCGGUGGCGGUGGAGGGCAGCAGCAUGGUGGGAUGUUGGGUGAGCCGGGUUUGAUGCCGGUUUUUAAUCUGGGACCGAAUAGUUUGGUUCCCAAUGGUGGACAGAUGAGCCAUGAUGCCUUUGCUUGGAAUCAAGGUCGCCCUUCAUACUAGAGGUAACAAUACAGUGUAGAGAGAGAGAGAACUCUAGAGAGAGAGAGAGGAGGGUAUUUUCUCUAAUAAAUGUGAUAUGUGAAAAGAAUGUGAGGGUUGGAGAUGAGAUUAGCUGAAUUUAAGGUUUUUACAUGUGUACAUUUUUCUUCUGACUGAUGUAUUAUGGGGUUAUAUUCUACUUUCCGUUACGUUCUUCUUUUU